Molecule: messenger RNA, 263 nt
Organism: Racocetra persica
Lineage: Eukaryota; Fungi; Glomeromycota; Glomeromycetes; Diversisporales; Gigasporaceae
Source: the annotation of a GenBank genome assembly
AAAAAAUUAAGUUGGAAAUCCAUGGAGGGGAAGAGACUGUGAAAGUUAGUUCGCCAAAAUUAGAACACGACCAAGAAUUAGAAACUUUCAUAAAGGAAGAAGCAAUUCACUAUAAAGGGGGGUAUAUGGCACAUAAGCACAAUGGAAAGUUAAGUCAUUGCUCCGAAUGUAAAAAUCAAUCAGUAAGUCAGAAGGAGUUUGAUAAAAUGGUAGAAAUCUUGUUAAAUACUCCACCUAGAAAAAGGAAUGGAAAAAGAAAGUAG